GAAGCAUAUACAGAAUGGAUGGAAAGAGAAAUUCAACUUGAUGUAUAGUGUAAGAGAAGACAUUUAUUAUGUAAUGCUGUUCAUAUACCAAUACCAAAUAGUACAAUAAAAGCUUCACUCAAAAGCUAACAAUAAAUUCCACAUCAUCUUUUAUUCAAUGCUAUACUUAACCAUAUUUUGCACAACCUAGCAAGAAAACCCCAUCAAAAAGUUCUUUCAAAAAUGGGCAACAUUUGGUUUUUGGUUUUUCUCCUUCACAAAAUCAUUGUCACUGAAGCUGCAAUGAGUGUAGGUGGUGGUGUUGGUAUGGGGGUAGGUGUUGGUGGUGGGGUGGGGGGUGGGGGCGUUUGGAUUGGUGGAGGAAUUAACAGCCCAAGUCCUACUUCUUCUGAUAUUAACAAAGCUUACACUGCUCUUCAAACAUGGAAAUCAGCAAUUACAGAUGACCCUUUGGGAAUCUUGAAUAGUUGGGUUGGUACAAAUGUUUGUGCUUAUAAAGGAAUCUUUUGUUCAGAAUCUCAAGAUUAUAUGGGCAACCCAACUUCAGUUGUUGCAGGUAUUGAUCUAAACCAUGCAAAUUUACAAGGCAUUCUUGUUAAAGAACUGUCCUUUUUAGCAGAAAUGUCCAUUUUUCAUCUCAACAGUAACAGAUUUUCAGGGCCAAUUCCACAAAGUUUUAGAGACCUUACUUCUCUUACUGAGUUAGACCUCAGUAAUAACCAUUUUUCUGGUACAUUUCCUACUGCUGUUUUACUCAUCCCAAAUCUUCUUUAUUUAGACCUCAGAUUUAACAGUUUCUCAGGGCCAAUUCCAGAGGAUCUUUUCAACAAAAAACUUGAUGCUAUUUUUCUUAAUAACAACCAGUUUGAUGGUGAACUUCCUCAGAAUUUAGGGAAUUCUCCAUCUUCAGUUAUUAAUCUGGCUAAUAACAAGUUUACUGGAAACAUUCCAUUUAGUUUGGGGUACAUGGGUCCAAGAAUUAAGGAGAUUUUGUUCCUAAAUAACCAGUUAACUGGUUGUAUUCCAGAAGGGGUUGGUAUGUGGACAGAUUUACAAGUGUUGGAUGUGAGUUUCAAUUCAUUAAUGGGACAUUUGCCUGAUACACUUUCUUGUUUGAGUGGCAUUGAAGUACUCAACUUAGCACACAACAAGCUUUCUGGGGAUUUACCAGACUUGGUUUGUUCAUUGAGAAGUCUUAUCAAUUUGACUCUUACUUACAAUUUCUUCUCUGGUUUGAGCCAAGAUUGUGACAAACUUCCCUAUAGGAAUGUGGGGUUUGAUUUCUCAUUGAAUUGUAUUCCAGGUAAGCAAAUGCAAAGGCCACAACCAGAGUGUUCUCUCAUUCCUGGUGGUAGUCUUAGUUGUUUCAGAAUACCUUCAGCUAAGCCUCUUGUUUGUGGAUCAAUAAUUAGUGAAGAAGAAACUGUUUCAACACCUCCUUCUCAUUGAUUUUGAUUUUUAUAAAAUUUAACUUUUUUUUCUUAAUUUGGGAUUUUGGAAGUGAAAGCUGGGCACUCUGACCAAUAUUCUUUAUGUUUGUUGGAUAACAGGCUAGUAUGUGCUGGCUGUUUUUCAUUAUAACAUAGAGAAGUUAUGACUUGUAGCUACAAAUUUAUUGCUCAAAGUCAAGUAAUUAAUAGUUUGGAUA
This is a messenger RNA of Nicotiana attenuata, 1648 nucleotides long. RefSeq names its product leucine-rich repeat extensin-like protein 4. The transcript has a single exon. The coding region runs from base 223 to 1449 and encodes 408 amino acids. Gene Ontology annotation, molecular function: protein binding. The record is from RefSeq and is a predicted model, not a curated record. NCBI's taxonomy places the organism in Eukaryota, Viridiplantae, Streptophyta, Magnoliopsida, Solanales, Solanaceae.